CCUUAGUGGUUUCCUCCAAGUGAACAUCCAAGCGUCAUCAUGGCUUCUGUUGGUGGGAGUGAGCACCUCCUGUCCAAAACUUCAUCUUUAGUCGUACAGAUAAGUCGCUGAAUCUUGCAAAAGUCAAUACUGUGUAAGCUGACAUGCGUGUUAUAACACAGAGACUAACAGGACAUGCCGAAGAGAGGAAAGAAGACCAGGAGGAGGCGUGCAAAGUUGGCGGGCCCAGACGCGGAUGUGACCCUUCAACAGUUUGCCGACGCCGGUGGUUCUCAACCACCAUCUGGUAGGGUCGGUAAGGGAGAAGGUAACGCCUUCGUCCGGCAAGCCAAGGCUCUCUGUCACGGCCAGCCGUCAGAGACGUUGAAGAUGGAAGAAGAAGUCCCUUGGUAUGAGAAAGACUGGGAUAGUGACCAAGAAGAAAGUCAUGUGGACAGUGACACUGAAGAAAACUUGAUCACAUCUAACCAAGUUUACAGUAGAUAUGACAGUCAAACACACGAUGAUGCAGAGCCUGAAGUUGAAUAUCCGAUGGACAUAUGGUCUAUGCUUGCACCCUAUAUCAGGCCAGAAGAUAUUGGAAGGUUUGCUGCAAUAUGUAGAAAUACUUGGCUCCUUACAAGAACCAUUGGCUUCUGGCGAAGGCUGUACAACAGGUACUACCUGUCCACUGCUCAGCUGCCGGAGAGACUCCAGCGUGAGUGUAUGGAGAGAACCGUGUGUCUGCGGACAUGCGUCAUCCGCUCCCUGUUCCACCUGUACGCACCCUUUCAGCUGCAGGUGAACACCCGAGCACCUGUGGACCAGGAGAGGUUUAACGGCAUCAUCGGCAGCAGGUGCAUGUACAGCUGGUGUUCCAAGGGGCGCACAUGUCUCACCACCCAGUCUGGAAUAAGGGAUGUCUGGGUCUUCUACUUCAAGCUGCAGCUCCCUGGUAAUCUGCCAGGUGGGGCAUAUCAUCCCAGGAGGAGGAAGCUGUGGGAUGUGGAUGAAGAUAACGAUGAUGCCCUGUUGAACCCGGAAGACGGUUACUGCGUACUCCGUAUCGUGGCACCCCACUUUAUCGCUGUACCGGGAACUGUUAUGGGAAAAGUCAUGGCUGACAUCAAACUUGCUCUCAGCGGAAACAUGCAGAACCAUUGUAUCAUGAUGCACUUUUCGGAUCAGCUGUGCACAACAAGGAAGAAAAUGAAGGCAGCUAAUGCUUCGAACAGGGCCAGGACUAAAGCUAACUGUUCGACCAUGCUGGGUGAAAGAGUGAUACUGGACCCUGUUAAAAGUAUUCAGGUCUUACACUGGUGGCAUCCCCAGUAUCCAUACAAGUAUCCUGGCUAGCUGUUGUAUCAUGGAAUAUUCUAUUGUAAUUUAGCCUAGAAUAUGAACAUGGAUUCAGUAAUCAUAUCAGCAUUGAGUUGGAAACAAGAUGCAUAUAAAAUGACACGAAUAAACAAUCUGCUUCACUUUUACAUCUAGGGGUUUGUAUGUUGCUGGCAUCUCUGACCAUGAAAUAAGACUAUUAUAAUAGUAGCUAUAAGGUCAUUCUGUCAUUAUUGCAAUGUAUAUGGAACUUAUGAUAACUUGGCUAUCAGACUUUUGCAGAUCUCAAUUUCAAGGACUUUGAGUGACAUGAACUUCUUGUACUCAGACAUGUAGAAUUAAGAAAUAUGAACAGCCUGGCAAAAUUGCAGUGGCAGCUAUAAAAUGCCUUAUGGUAUAAGACCAAACAAUUGCUUUUGAAACUGAACUAGGUGCAAUAGAAAUGUGAAAGACAACUUGUUGUAUCUUGUAUUGUAGAUACAAAUGUAGAUGUAAGAAGCAAAAUGCAUUCAGAAAUUAAGUAAAAAAAAUGUACUCAUAUCAAUAUAAACAAAUACAUCAACCUUCAAUAACACGAAUUAAGUUUACUAAAUAAAAAGUAUUCUAUGUUGUAA
Branchiostoma floridae (Florida lancelet) is the source of this 1931-nucleotide messenger RNA. RefSeq names its product transmembrane protein 183B-like. The transcript has 2 exons. Gene Ontology annotation, cellular component: SCF ubiquitin ligase complex. The coding region runs from base 175 to 1335 and encodes 386 amino acids. Lineage: Eukaryota; Metazoa; Chordata; Leptocardii; Amphioxiformes; Branchiostomatidae. The record is from RefSeq and is a predicted model, not a curated record. Gene Ontology annotation, biological process: regulation of protein stability.